Messenger RNA from Salvelinus sp. IW2-2015, 451 nucleotides. The record is from RefSeq and is a predicted model, not a curated record. NCBI's taxonomy places the organism in Eukaryota, Metazoa, Chordata, Actinopteri, Salmoniformes, Salmonidae.
GCGAGUGAGCGUUGCAUAGCGAGGGGAAGAGGUGGUUUGCUUCGUUCAGUAUUUUUUUAAUGAACAAAACUACGAAUCACCUCUUCUUUUAAAGAUGUGGACAGAAGUCGGGAAGCUAAUGCUCUUACACGUGUUACUAUUGGAGCUCCACUCCACCCAAGGGAUUCAUACCGAUACGGAUUGUGAAACGGGUCAGUUUCAAUGCAAGAACGGAAGGUGUGUACCUACUCUCUGGAGAUGUGACGAUGACGACGAYUGCUCUGAUAACAGCGAUGAAGAAAACUGUCCGAAGAAGACGUGUGCCACCACAGACUUUGCUUGUAAGAACGGCCAGUGUAUUCCCCAGCGGUGGCGUUGUGACGGCGAGCCGGAGUGUGCAGAUGCAUCAGACGAGGCCGAUGCUACAUGCAUUGUCAGUAUGUACUGCAUGUCCCACUUCUCAUCAAUGUGA